Galeopterus variegatus (Sunda flying lemur) is the source of this 8401-nucleotide messenger RNA. It is a transcript of the gene NOTCH1, whose product is annotated as notch 1. Bases 1 to 7797 code for a protein of 2598 amino acids. NCBI's taxonomy places the organism in Eukaryota, Metazoa, Chordata, Mammalia, Dermoptera, Cynocephalidae. The record is from RefSeq and is a predicted model, not a curated record. The transcript has 38 exons. Gene Ontology annotation, molecular function: signaling receptor activity; calcium ion binding; protein binding. Gene Ontology annotation, cellular component: membrane. Gene Ontology annotation, biological process: regulation of DNA-templated transcription; cell differentiation; Notch signaling pathway.
AUGGCACGACGACUCCGCAGGCUGCGGCUGCCGGGGCCUGGCCCAGGCUGGCAGCACAGGAAAGUGCUGGCCGUUGUCAAGCCUUUGGGCUGCACAAAGAGCCCUGGGCCCAUCAGCCCUUCCCGGCCCCUGCCCUUGGCAGAUGGGAACCAGAGCGAGAAAAAGCAGCACAUUCCACGAGGCCCUCCCAGCCUGACCCGAAAAUCGCUCACAGAUGUGCCAUACCUGCUAAAGCCUGUGCUCUGUGUUACUUAUUUGCCCGCACGCGCUUUCCGGGGCCUGCGAUGCUCCCAGCCAGGGGAGACCUGCUUGAACGGCGGGAAGUGUGAAGUGGCCAGCGGCACAGAGGUCUGCGUCUGCAGUGAGGCCUUUGUGGGCCAGCGAUGCCAGGCCCCCAACCCGUGCCUCAGCACCCCAUGCAGGAAUGCCGGCACAUGCCACGUGGUGGACCGCGGCGGCUUGGUGGACUACACCUGUGUCUGCCCCCUGGGCUUCUCUGGGCCCCUCUGCCUGACGCCCCUCGACAAUGCCUGCCUCACCAACCCCUGCCGCAAUGGGGGCACCUGCGACCUUCUCACACUCACGGAGUACAAGUGCCGCUGCCCCCCAGGCUGGUCAGGAAAGUCGUGCCAGCAAGCUGAUGCAUGUGCCUCCAACCCCUGUGCCAACGGCGGCCAGUGCCUGCCCUUCGAGGCCUCGUACAUCUGCCACUGCCCAGCCGGCUUCCACGGCCCCACCUGCAGGCAGGAUGUCAACGAGUGCAGCCAGAACCCGGGGCUCUGCCGCCACGGGGGCACCUGCCACAACGAGGUCGGCUCUUACCGCUGCACCUGCCGUGCCACCCACACUGGCCCCCACUGUGAGCUGCCCUAUGUGCCCUGCAGCCCCUCACCCUGCCAGAAUGGGGGCACCUGCCGCCCCACAGGGGACACCACCCAUGAGUGUGCCUGUCUGCCAGGCUUUACUGGCCAGAACUGCGAGGAAAAUAUCGAUGACUGCCCAGGAAACAGCUGCAGGAAUGGGGGCGACUGCGUGGACGGCGUGAACACGUACAACUGCCGCUGCCCACCGGAGUGGACGGGUCAGUACUGCACAGAGGAUGUGGAUGAGUGCCAGCUCAUGCCCAACGCCUGCCAGAACGGCGGGACCUGCCACAAUACCCACGGUGGCUACAACUGCGUGUGUGUCAACGGCUGGACCGGCGAGGACUGCAGCGAGAACAUCGACGACUGUGCUAGUGCCGCCUGCUUCCACGGUGCCACCUGCCACGACCGUGUGGCCUCCUUCUACUGCGAGUGCCCCCACGGGCGCACGGGUCUGCUGUGCCACCUCGAUGACGCCUGCAUCAGCAACCCCUGCAAAGAGGGUUCCAACUGUGACACCAACCCUGUCAAUGGCAAAGCCAUCUGCACCUGCCCCUCGGGGUACACAGGGCCAGCCUGCAGCCAGGAUGUGGACGAGUGUGCACUGGGUGCCAACCCCUGUGAGCACGCGGGCAAGUGCAUCAACACACUGGGCUCCUUUGAGUGCCAGUGUCUGCAGGGCUACACGGGCCCCCGAUGUGAGAUUGAUGUCAACGAGUGCAUCUCGAACCCAUGCCAGAAUGAUGCCACCUGCCUGGACCAGAUCGGGGAGUUCCAGUGCAUCUGCAUGCCUGGCUACGAGGGCGUGUACUGCGAGGUGAACACAGAUGAGUGCGCCAGCAGCCCCUGCCUCCACGGCGGCCACUGCCUGGACAAGAUCAAUGAGUUCCUAUGCCAGUGUCCCACGGGCUUUACGGGGCACCUGUGUCAGCACGAUGUGGACGAGUGCGCCAGCACACCCUGCCGGAAUGGCGCCAAGUGCCUGGACGGGCCCAACACCUACACCUGCGUGUGCACAGAAGGCUACACAGGGACCCACUGCGAGGUGGACAUUGAUGAGUGUGACCCUGACCCCUGUCAUUACGGCUCCUGCAAGGACGGUGUCGCCGCCUUCACCUGCCUCUGCCGGCCGGGCUACACAGGCCACCACUGCGAGACCAACGUCAAUGAGUGCUACAGCCAGCCCUGCCGCCACGGGGGCACCUGCCAGGACCGUGACAACGCCUACAUCUGCUUCUGCCUGAAGGGGACCACAGGACCCAACUGUGAGAUCAACCUAGAUGACUGUACCAGCAACCCCUGUGAUGCAGGCACCUGCCUGGACAAGAUCGACGGCUAUGAGUGCGUGUGCGAGCCUGGCUACACGGGUAGCAUGUGCAGCAUCGACAUUGAUGAGUGUGCGGGCAACCCCUGCCACAACGGGGGCACCUGUGAGGACGGCAUCAACGGCUUCACCUGCCGCUGCCCCGAGGGCUACCAUGACCCCACGUGCCUGUCCGAGGUCAACGAGUGCAACAGCGACCCCUGCAUCCACGGGGCCUGCCGUGACAGCCUCAACGGGUACAAGUGUGACUGUGACUCUGGAUGGAGUGGCACAAACUGUGACAUCAACAACAAUGAGUGUGAGUCCAACCCGUGUGUCAAUGGUGGCACCUGUAAGGACAUGACCAGUGGCUACGUGUGCACCUGCCGGGAAGGCUUCAGUGGCCCCAACUGCCAGACCAACAUCAACGAGUGCGCGUCCAACCCGUGUUUGAACCAGGGCACGUGCAUCGACGACGUGGCCGGGUACAAGUGCAACUGCCCACUGCCCUACACAGGAGCCAUAUGUGAGGUGGUGCUGGCCCCGUGUGCCUCCAGCCCCUGCAGAAACAGCGGGGAGUGCAGGGAGUCUGAGGACUAUGAGAGCUUCUCCUGCGUCUGCCCCAUGGGCUGGCAAGGGCAGACCUGCGAGAUCGACAUCAAUGAGUGUGUGAAGAGCCCAUGCGGCAAUGGCGCGUCCUGCCAGAACACCGACGGGAGCUACCGCUGCCACUGCCAGGCAGGCUACACGGGGCGCACCUGUGAGACCGACAUCGAUGACUGCCGGCCUAACCCGUGUCACAACGGUGGCUCCUGCACAGACGGCAUCAACACGGCCUCCUGCGACUGCCUGCCUGGCUUCCAGGGUGCCUUCUGCGAGGAGGACAUCAACGAGUGUGCCAGCAGCCCCUGCCGCAACGGCGCCAACUGCACCGACUGCGUGAACAGCUACACGUGCACCUGCCCCACCGGCUUCAGUGGGAUCCACUGCGAGAACAAUACGCCCGACUGCACAGAGAGCUCCUGCUUCAAUGGUGGCACCUGCGUGGACGGCAUCAACUCCUUCACCUGCCUAUGUCCACCCGGCUUCACGGGCAGCUACUGCCAGCACGACGUCAACGAGUGCGACUCACAGCCUUGUUUGCAUGGUGGCACCUGCCAGGACAGCUAUGGCACCUACAAGUGCACCUGCCCCCAGGGCUACACCGGUCUCAACUGCCAGAACCUCGUGCGCUGGUGUGACUCCUCGCCCUGCAAGAACGGUGGCAAGUGCUGGCAGACCAACACCCUGUACCGCUGCGAGUGCCACAGUGGCUGGACUGGCCUUUACUGCGACGUGCCCAGUGUUUCCUGUGAGGUGGCUGCACAGAGGCAAGGUGUCGACGUUACCCACCUCUGCCAGCAUGGAGGGCUUUGUGUGAAUACAGGCAACACGCACCAUUGCCGCUGUCAGGCGGGUUACACGGGCAGCUACUGCAAGGACCUGGUGGACGAGUGCUCGCCCAGCCCUUGCCAGAACGGGGCCACCUGCACUGACUACCUGGGGGGCUACUCCUGCAAGUGUGUAGCUGGUUACCAUGGGGCAAACUGCUCCGAGGAGAUUAAUGAGUGCCUGUCCCACCCCUGCCAGAACGGGGGCACCUGCAUCGACCUCGUCAACACCUACAAGUGUUCCUGUCCCCGGGGCACGCAGGGUGUGCACUGCGAGAUCAACUUGGACGACUGUAACCCUCUGGUCGACCCCAUCUCCCGGAGCCCCAAGUGCUUUAACAACGGCACCUGUGUGGACCAGGUAGGCGGCUACAGCUGUACCUGCCCGGCCGGCUUCGUGGGUGAGCGCUGUGAGGGGGACGUCAACGAGUGCCUGUCCAAUCCCUGCGAUGCCCGCGGCACCCAGAACUGUGUGCAGCGCGUCAACGACUUCCACUGCGAGUGCCGUGCAGGCCACACCGGGCGCCGCUGCGAGUCAGUCAUCGACGGCUGCAAGGGCAAGCCUUGCAGAAACGGGGGCACCUGCGCCGUGGCAGCCAACACCGCCCGUGGAUUCAUCUGCAAGUGCCCAGCGGGCUUUGAGGGUGCCACGUGCGAGAAUGACGCGCGCACCUGCGGCAGCCUGCGCUGCCUCAACGGCGGCACGUGCAUCUCGGGCCCACGCAGCCCCACCUGCCUGUGCCUGGGCUCCUUCACAGGCCCCGAGUGCCAGUUCCCCACCAGCAGCCCCUGCGUGGGUGGCAACCCCUGCUACAACCAGGGCAGCUGUGAGCCCACGUCUGAGAGCCCCUUCUACCGCUGCCUGUGCCCUGCCAAGUUCAACGGGCUCCUGUGCCACAUCCUGGAUUACAGCUUUGGGGGCGGCGCUGGGCGUGACAUCCCCCCACCGCAGAUCGAAGAGGCCUGCGAGCUGCCCGAGUGCCGAGAGGACGCGGGCAACAAGGUCUGCAGCCUGCAGUGCAAUAACCACGCGUGCGGCUGGGAUGGUGGCGACUGCUCCCUCAACUUCAACGAUCCCUGGAAGAACUGCACGCAGUCGCUGCAGUGCUGGAAGUACUUCAGCGACGGCCGCUGCGACAGCCAGUGCAACACAGCCGGCUGCCUCUUCGACGGCUUUGAUUGCCAGCGCAUGGAGAGCCAGUGCAACCCCCUGUACGACCAGUACUGCAAGGACCACUUCAGCGAUGGGCACUGCGACCAGGGCUGCAACAGCGCUGAGUGCGAGUGGGAUGGGCUGGACUGCGCGGAGCACGUGCCGGAGCGGCUGGCGGCCGGCACGCUGGUGGUGGUGGUGCUGAUGCCACCCGAGCAGCUGCGCAACAACUCCUACCACUUCCUGCGCGAGCUCAGCCGCGUCCUGCACACCAACGUGGUCUUCAAGCGCGAUGCUCAGGGCCAGCAGAUGAUCUUCCCCUACUACGGCCGUGAGGAGGAGCUGCGCAAGCACCCCAUCAGACGUGCUGCCGAGGGCUGGGCCACGCCCGGCUCCCUGCUCAGCCAGGUGAAGGCCUCGCUGCUCCCCAGAAGCGGGAGUGGGCGCCGGCGCAGGGAGCUGGACCCCAUGGACAUCCGCGGGCAGUACUCUCCCCUUUUUAUAGUGAAAGAGACAGAUUUUGAGAGGACCUGGGACUUAAGGGCCUGCAUGGGUGAGACGGUGGAGCCCCCGCGGCCCUCGCAGCUGCACUUCAUGUACGUGGCCGCGGCCGCCCUCGUGCUGCUGCUGUUCGCGGGCUGCGGGGUGCUGCUGUCCCGCAAGCGCCGGCGGCAGCAUGGCCAGCUCUGGUUCCCCGAGGGCUUCAAGGUGUCGGAGGCCAGCAAGAAGAAGCGGCGAGAGCCCCUCGGCGAGGACUCUGUGGGUCUCAAGCCCCUGAAGAAUACCUCGGAUGGCGCCCUCAUGGACGACAACCAGAAUGAGUGGGGGGACGAGGAUCUGGAGACCAAGAAGUUCCGGUUCGAGGAGCCAGUGGUGCUUCCCAACCUGGAUGACCAGACCGACCACCGGCAGUGGACCCAGCAGCACCUGGACGCCGCUGACCUGCGCGUGUCUGCUAUGGCCCCCACGCCACCCCAGGGUGAGGUGGAUGCCGACUGCAUGGAUGUCAACGUCCGUGGGCCUGAUGGCUUCACACCCCUCAUGAUAGCCUCCUGCAGCGGAGGGGGCCUGGAGACGGGUGACAGCGAGGAGGAGGAGGACGCGCCAGCUGUCAUCUCAGACUUCAUCUACCAGGGUGCCAGCCUGCACAACCAGACAGACCGCACUGGCGAGACGGCCUUGCACCUGGCCGCCCGCUACUCACGCUCUGAUGCCGCCAAGCGCCUGCUGGAGGCCAGCGCUGAUGCCAACAUCCAGGAUAACAUGGGACGCACCCCACUGCAUGCUGCCGUGUCAGCUGAUGCACAGGGCGUCUUCCAGAUCCUGAUCCGGAACCGAGCCACAGACCUGGACGCCCGCAUGCACGACGGCACGACACCGCUGAUCCUGGCCGCCCGCCUGGCUGUGGAGGGCAUGCUGGAAGACCUCAUUAAUUCACACGCCGAUGUCAACGCCGUGGACGAUCUGGGCAAGUCAGCCCUGCACUGGGCCGCCGCCGUGAACAACGUGGACGCAGCAGUCGUGCUUCUGAAGAAUGGGGCCAACAAGGACAUGCAGAACAACAAGGAGGAGACGCCCUUAUUUCUGGCCGCCCGGGAGGGCAGCUACGAGACCGCCAAGGUACUGCUGGAUCACUUUGCCAACCGUGACAUCACGGACCACAUGGACCGCCUGCCACGCGACAUUGCACAGGAACGCAUGCACCAUGACAUCGUGAGGCUGCUGGAUGAGCACAACCUGGUACGCAGCCCCCAGCUGCAUGGCGCCCCCCUGGGCGGCGCGCCCACCCUGUCGCCACCACUCUGUUCCCCCAAUGGCUACCUGGGCAACCUCAAGCCUGCCAUGCAGGGCAAGAAGGCCCGUAAGCCCAGCACCAGAGGACUGGCCUGUGGUGGAAAGGAGGCCAAGGACCUCAAGGCGCGGAGGAAGAAGUCCCAGGACGGCAAGGGUUGCCUGCUGGACAGCUCAAGCAUGCUGUCGCCUGUGGACUCCCUUGAGUCACCCCACGGCUACUUGUCGGACGUGGCCUCACCGCCCCUCCUGCCUUCCCCAUUCCAGCAGUCUCCGUCCAUGCCUCUCAACCACCUGCCCGGCAUGCCCGACACCCACCUGGGCCUCAGCCACCUGAACGUGGCAGCCAAGCCUGAGAUGGCAGCGCUGGGUGGGGGUGGCCGGCUGACCUUCGAGGCCGCCCCCCCACGCCUCUCCCAUCUUCCUGUGGCUUCCAGCACCAGCACGGUCCUUGGUGGCAGCGGCAGCGGGGGUGCUGUAAAUUUCACCACGGGCGGGGCCACGAGCUUGAACGGCCAGUGUGAGUGGCUGUCCCGGCUGCAGAAUGGCAUGGUGCCAAACCAGUACAACCCACUGCGAGGGAGUGUGGUGCCCGGCACGCUGAGCACACAGGCCCCUGCCCUCCAGCAUGGCAUGAUGGGCCCACUGCAUGGCAGCCUCUCUGCCAACACCCUGUCACAGAUGAUGAGCUACCAGGGCCUGCCCAGCACGCGGCUGACCACCCAGCCUCACCUGGUGCAGACCCAGCAGGUGCCACAGCAAAACUUGCAGAUGCCGCAGCAGAACCUGCAGCCGCCGAGCAUCCAGCCACAGCAGAACCUGCAGCCGCCGCAGCCGCACCUGGGUGUGAGCUCAUCUGGUGCUGGCCCCCUGGGCCGGAGCUUCCUGGGUGGGGAGCCGAGCCAGGCAGACGUGCAGUCGCUAGGGCCCAGCAGCAUGGCAGUGCACACCGUCCUGCCCCCGGAGGGCCAGGCCCUGCCAACGUCACUGCCAUCCUCCCUGGUCCCGCCCGUGACCGCCGCCCAGUUCCUGACCCCGCCGUCUCAGCACAGCUACUCCUCCUCGCCUGUGGACAACACCCCAAGCCACCAGCUGCAGGUGCCAGAGCACCCCUUCCUCACCCCAUCCCCCGAGUCCCCCGACCAGUGGUCCAGCUCGUCCCCACACUCCAACAUCUCCGACUGGUCCGAGGGCAUCUCCAGCCCGCCCACCAGCAUGCAGCCCCAGAUCGCCCACAUUCCGGAGGCCUUCAAGUAAACAGCCGCCGCCCCGUGGGACCCCAGCUUCCUUUCCCAAGCCCUGCGGGAGCUUGCAGCGCUCCAGAUGCCAGCUGACCAAAGGAGCCUUUUCUGAAAAACAUGUUUUUAUACAAAAUAAGAGAACAAGGAUUUUAAUUUUUUUUUUAAGUAUUUAUUUAUGUACUUUUAUUUUACACUGAAACACCGCCUUUUUAUUUAUAUGUACUGUUUCUGUGGCGUCAGGUAAAAACUUUUAUCUGUUCCAAGAAAAUAAACCAAUUUUCAGCAUCAUGAUUUUCCUGCUUAGGAUAAAGAUUCUUAUGCUUUGUAAAAUAUAAACAAAGAUUCAUGAUUUAUAAAUGCCAUUUAUUUAUUUUUUUUUCAAAUCCAAAAAGAAAUGAUGUCAGAGAAGGGAGAUUUGAACCAAAAAACUCCUGGGGCGCCUGGGCCCACCGCCGUCUCCCCAGAUGCCCCUCGUGCCCGACCCCGGACCGCUCCUCCCAGGCAUCACCUGUAUUUUAUGAAAAGAUGUAUCUAGAGACAGAGCCAAAACCUUUACACCUUUGGCACCUGGGUUAUUUGCAUCUAAAAUAGGAAUCUUAAGUAAAAUGAUGUUUAUCUGU